Messenger RNA from Bufo bufo (common toad), 759 nucleotides. Its product is annotated as olfactory receptor 5AR1-like. Gene Ontology annotation, biological process: G protein-coupled receptor signaling pathway. Bases 1 to 759 code for a protein of 252 amino acids. Gene Ontology annotation, molecular function: olfactory receptor activity; G protein-coupled receptor activity. Gene Ontology annotation, cellular component: membrane. Lineage: Eukaryota; Metazoa; Chordata; Amphibia; Anura; Bufonidae. The record is from RefSeq and is a predicted model, not a curated record. The transcript has a single exon.
AUGUAUAUACUCCUAUGUAACAUGUCUGUAUUGGAUAUGUCCUUCACAUCAAUGGUUCUACCAAAGUUGUUGGACAUCUUUCUGACUGGAAACAAUGUCAUCUCCUAUGAGGGUUGCAUCACUCAGGUCUUCUUCUUUGUGGUGCUCAUGGUGUCUGAAUACUUCAUUCUAGCUGCAAUGGCCUAUGAUCGUUACGUGGCCAUAUGUCAUCCUUUACAUUAUUCUUAUUUCAUGAGUCUACAAGCUUGUUUCUGGAUAUUAUUGACAUCUUGGAGUAUCGGAGUCUUUGAUGGCAUUCUAUAUGUCAUUCUAAUAUCGUCUUGUACAUUUUGUAGGUCAAAUAAAGUAGACCAUCUCUUCUGUGAUAUGAAGCCUCUAAUGAUGCUUUCUUGUAGUGACACACAUACUAUAGAGAUGUUAAUACUUGGACCAAGUGCCAUUAUUGGCUUUGUCAAUUCAGUCAUGACCUUGGUGUCCUACAUGUAUAUCAUCUCAACUAUCUUAAAGAUUCACUCUAAAGAAGGAAGACAUAAAACCUUCUCCACCUGCUCCUCACAUCUCACAGUCAUCCUCUUGUUUUAUGGGACGGUCCUUGGCAUGUAUAUGAGGCCAAAGUCCAGCUAUUCCAUGGAACAGGAUAAAGUGUUUGCCAUUUUGUACGCAGGAGUCAUCCCGAUGCUGAACCCUCUCAUUUAUAGCUUGAAAAAUCAGGAGGCUAAGAAAGGUCUGCGUAGACUAAUUAAACAAAUCCUUCAAUAA